GAUGGCCAAUCGACCAACCGAUAGUGCGAUACCAAUAACAAACCGCUAAACGCAAGAAGAAGCAUAUCACUGAUAAACAAAAAAUUAAACAAAUUUUUAACCGACAAGUUCCCUCUCCGACCUCAUCCAAAUUUAAUUAGAUUGCAUCUUGAAAAGAGCAUGGAGCCGGUUCCGGAGGAGGCACGCGGAGUGGAUGAUGACGAGGGGGAACUCGAUUGUCUAACGCAUAUGUUAGGGGCGUUGCUUUUGCCAGAUGACCCGGGGAAUCCUGAAAAUGCUGACCCAAAGGAACCAAUUUGGAGAGGAGAGCUGGAAUGGGAGGACGCAUCGAUAUCGGAUAAACCAAAGACUCUGCACACGCUUCAAUUCAACGUCUGCACCAAGACUAAGGAUGGUCAGCCGGAGAUCAAGUCGGAGAACUGGCCAAAGAAGCUGAAGACACAAUUGAUAUCCAAAAAAGUGCUAGGUAAAAUUGGCGAACAAUUCCUUAAGGAUGCCAAAAUAGUAGUUUUCCGAUCCAGCCCAGGAGAAAUACUCAAUUCGUUGGUCAGGGUGAUGAGCUCCGGUUUCGCUGGUUGCAUCCACUUUUCCCCAAAUACCAACUGCAGCAUUAAGGCUCUAAUUCUACUCUACUCACCCGACCGCCAAGCUCUGCUAGGCUUCAUACCCAAUAAUCAGGUUUUGUUUAGCGGACGACUGCAAGAGGUUCUUCAGGGAGCAAAACGAAAGCCGGGCGUCCAAGCACCCAUAGAGCCACAGCCAGAAGAAGCGCCUCCGCAGGAGGAAGAGGCCAUUAUAAAUGAACUUUUAUGGACGGGAACGCUGAAUUGGACAACACAAACAGAUUCAAAGCAAAGCAUUAGUCACAAGCUAGAGAGUUCCGUGUACAUCGCUUUGAAAAACGGUGAACCAGGGAUCAGUUCGGAGGAUUGGCCAACUGAUAUGUCUAUGAUUUUGAUGCCCACAAUUUACCUUAGUCAGUUCGCCGGAGAGUUUAUUAAGGCAUCAAAAAUUAUAAUUCUCCGAUCGACACCUGGAGAAGAGCACGACUCGCUAGCAUCGUCGAUGACCGCCGGCAGUUGUGGCUGUGCCCGCUUUUCCAACGAGGUUGUCUGCAAAGUUAUCAUGCUGCUGUAUUCAUCCACCAGGAACGCGUUCUUGGGCUUCAUUCCGAAUGAUCAGGCUAUGUUCGUCAAGCGAAUGCGGGAAGUUUUAGAAGAAUAUCGCCAAAAAGCGAGAAACAAAUAGUAAAAAAGUAUGUCAAAAAUAUGAUCUCAACGUAUAUUUAAAGUAUUUAUAUGAACUAUAGGUAUAUCAAAUUUAUAGUCAUAAAAUGUA
Drosophila erecta is the source of this 1338-nucleotide messenger RNA. RefSeq names its product protein PTOV1 homolog. The transcript has a single exon. Gene Ontology annotation, cellular component: mediator complex; transcription regulator complex. The coding region runs from base 160 to 1248 and encodes 362 amino acids. Gene Ontology annotation, biological process: positive regulation of transcription by RNA polymerase II. The record is from RefSeq and is a predicted model, not a curated record. NCBI's taxonomy places the organism in Eukaryota, Metazoa, Arthropoda, Insecta, Diptera, Drosophilidae.